UUGAGUGUAAUCACCUACCAAAAGACUGUUGUACUUCAGUUUGUCUAAGACCAAACUAAGGUGCAGUUUGAUAAACUGGAGAGGUCUACGAUAAACACUUUGCUACAACACUGCCAAGAGUUAAAUUAAUUAAUUCCAGUUUAACAGCAUUAAUCAAGGUUGUGCAAUAAUGGUUAUUGCAAAAAAAUACGUGUUGACGAAUCACUUCAAGGGAGAGCCAAAAGCAUCAGACUUGACGAUCGUCGAUGAAGAAUUACCUGCUCUAAAAGAUGGAGAAUAUCUCAUCCAAGCUGAGUACUUAUCUGUUGAUCCGUACAUGAGGGUGUACGCACAACGGUACCCAGUGGGAAUUACGAUGAUUGGACGUCAAAUUGGUAAGAUAAUAGCGUCUAAAAAUAAAAACUAUCCAGUUGGUAAACGAGUUGUUGCUAAUGUGGGCUGGCGUACACACACCAUCAUUGAUCCAAAUUUGAAGGAGCACCUUGGUCAGCCACCAUAUAUAUUGCCUGAUCUUGAUACUCUACCCGCGUCUUUAGGUCUCGGAGUAUUGGGCAGGCCAGGCAACACAGCCUACUUUGGAUUAGUCGAAAUCUGUCAGCCUAAAGCUGGGGAAACACUUGUAGUAAGUGGCGCAGCUGGUGCAGUUGGCUCUCAUGUGGGACAGAUUGGUAAGAUUCUUGGAUUGAAGGUGAUUGGGAUUGCGGGCUCUGAUGCAAAGUGCAAAUGGCUCAAGGAAGAACUUGGAUUUGAUCAUGCUAUCAAUUAUAAAACCCAAGAUGUUACGGCAACUCUGAAGGAAGUCGCUCCUAACAAAGUUGACUGUUAUUUUGACAAUGUUGGAGGAGAGAUCUCUAAUAUUGUAAUGAAUCAAAUGAACACUUUUGGUCGUGUAUCAAUAUGUGGAAGUAUUUCCUCAUACAAUGCUCAGGUUGACGCUCUCCCAAAGUGUUCUAUUGUUCAGCGAAUAGUAGUCGGCUUACAAUUGAGAAUAGAAGGAUUUAUAGUGAGUCGUUGGGAUCAUCGUCUGAUGGAGGGUAUUGAGAAGAAUCAUCAAUGGGUGAAGGACGGAAAGUUGAAGUACCGUGAAACAGUCACUAAAGGAUUUAUAAAUAUGUUUGAAGCUUUCGUUGGUAUGUUGCAAGGAAAGAACACUGGAAAAGCUAUUGUUGAAGUUUGAGAUUCAUGUCCACUUCCGCCCAUUUUUACUCAUGCAAUAAUAUGAGGCUAACUUUAAGGAGAUGUAUAAAAGUAAAGGAUUUUAUAUGUACCAUAUGAUGAUUCUAUAAUAUAUUUGGAAUGAAUUGUAUGUUAGAAAGAAAAAAUACCGUAAAGACUCUCAUUAAAGUUUGAUCUCUCUAUUUUCUUCAUCAUCGAUAUUCCAUAGAACAAUAUAUUUUUGGCGUUUUCAUCUAUCAAAUUUUACCCUAGAAAAGAAUGAAUUGUAUAUCGAAAGUACAGCGAUGUGUUUGAACACCAGUUGCAGAACAGAAUUUGUUUGUAUGUUGACAAAAUUUUAUUCACUUUGGAGUUAGAGCGUUGAGCAUCUCUCUAUUUCUAUCUUAAGGGUAUUGAAAAAAAUGUAGCCAUAAAGUUUGUUCACGAAAACGAGUAGUGGAAUAUCACAUUUCUUUAUCUGGAAGAAUAUACAUACAAUGCAAUGUUGAUUUAUUACCCAAAUGUUCUAUCAUUCAGCUUGCUGUGAUAUUUAGACAAUUGAAGAUUGAGGGAUUCAUUUGUGAAUCGGACUAAUCGAUGGAUGGAGGGUAAAGAGAAGAAUCUUCAGUGGCUGAAGUAGAAUGAGCUGAAGUAUAGUGAGACUGUCAUUGAAAGAUUUGAAAAUAUAUUUGAUGUAUUUGUCAGCAUGUUAGAAGGAAAAUAUACUGGUAAGACUGUAGUUAAAGUUUAAUUCUCUACUUCGUUGUUUGUCACUGUAAAAAUGCCAUGGAAUAAUAAUUUUUUUGCAUUUUCAUCCACCAAUUAUUAUAUCAAAACAAGUGGGCGUGAAGUACAAUGAAAAUACAGCAACUGAUUUGAGCCUACGUCAUGAACCUAGAAGCUUCAUUUCUCGGCAAAACUUCAGUACCUCUGGAAUAUGCUCCAGGGUAGUGACUAACAAAAAAUAAACUGUGUGUUUCUGUUGAAAACAAA
Molecule: messenger RNA, 2148 nt
Organism: Neodiprion fabricii
Lineage: Eukaryota; Metazoa; Arthropoda; Insecta; Hymenoptera; Diprionidae
Product: prostaglandin reductase 1-like
Exons: 4
Coding region: 170-1177 (335 amino acids)
Biological process (GO): prostaglandin metabolic process
Cellular component (GO): cytoplasm
Molecular function (GO): 2-alkenal reductase [NAD(P)H] activity; 15-oxoprostaglandin 13-reductase [NAD(P)+] activity
Source: RefSeq, a predicted model, not a curated record